This is a messenger RNA of Labrus mixtus (cuckoo wrasse), 3864 nucleotides long. RefSeq names its product NACHT, LRR and PYD domains-containing protein 3-like. NCBI's taxonomy places the organism in Eukaryota, Metazoa, Chordata, Actinopteri, Labriformes, Labridae. The record is from RefSeq and is a predicted model, not a curated record. Gene Ontology annotation, molecular function: protein binding. The transcript is spliced from 13 exons. Bases 279 to 3800 code for a protein of 1173 amino acids.
UACUUUGUGUAUAAUAAACACGGACUGCUUGUUACAAACCUAAACGAGCCAAACAGCUUUCCAGAACUACAGUUAGGGACGACGAAGCUGACGAAAAGGUAACAUGUGAAACAUCCUGUUCUAUUUCCUGUUGACGGGACUUUACUUUCUCCAGUUGUGACGCAGUUUUGUUCUCCGUGUUGAAGCUGAAGAUCUUUGAGUGGAUGUGACUUCAGCAGCUGAACUCCAUCAGUGUUGUAGUUUCAGAGUGCAGCUCUUCCAGCAGGGGGCGCUCUGCUAUGGAUCAGUGUGAGGACACAGAGGAGGGGGUCCCUCCCUCUAAAACUCUGAGGCUGCAGGAACAGAGACCAGACUCUCCUGGACCCAGCUGUGUGUCCAUGAAGAGUGACCGCUCCAUAGCACAACCUAUGAACUUUAAAGCUGGACAUCCUGAUGAUGGAAGGAUGCAGGAUCAGAGACCAGACUCUCCUGGAUCCAGCUGUGUGUCCAUGAAGAGUGACCGGUCUAAUGAUCGUUUUAUUGACUUUAAAGAUGGACGUCCUGCUGAUGGAAGGAUGAAGAGACAGAGACCAGACUCUCCUGGACCCAGCUGUGUGUCCAUGAAGAGAGUUCAACAGGAGAGCUCCGAGGUUCACAGAGAUCAAUCAGACCAGCAGAAUCUAACAGACCUGGACUCCAUCUUUAUGCUGCUGGAGGAGAACAUCGUCACCUUUGUGAAGAAUGAGCUGAAGAGAGUCCAGAGAGUUCUCAGUCCAGAUUACCCAGAAUGCUUAGAGAGUCAGAGUGAGAAUGAAGAGCAGGGGAGAAGCUGUAAAGAGGAUUUUUUGAAGAUCACUCUCCACUUCCUGAGGAGAAUGAAGCAGGAGGAGCUGGCUGACUGUCUGCAGAGCAGAACGUUUGGUGCAGUGUGCCGGCAUAACCUCAAAUCUAACCUGAAGGAGAAGUUCCAGUGUGUGUUUGAGGGGAUUGCUAAAGCAGGAAACCCAACCCUUCUAAACCAGAUCUACACAGAGCUCUACAUCACAGAGGGAGGGACUGGAGAGGUCAAUGAUGAACACGAGGUCAGACAGAUUGAAACAGCAUCCAGGAACCCACACAGACCAGAAACAACCAUCAGACAAGAAGACAUCUUUAAAGCCUUACCUGGAAGAGAUGAACCAAUCAGAACAGUGAUGACAAAGGGAGUGGCUGGCAUCGGGAAAACAGUCUUAACACAGAAGUUCACUCUGGACUGGGCUGAAGACAAAGACAACCAGGACAUACAGUUCACAUUUCCAUUCACUUUCAGAGAGCUGAAUGUGCUGAAAGAGAAAAAGUUCAGCUUGGUAGAACUUGUUCAUCACUUCUUUACUGAAACCAAAGAAGCAGGAAUCUGCAGGUUUGAAGAGUUCCAGGUUGUGUUCAUCUUUGACGGUCUGGAUGAGUGUCGACUUCCUCUGGACUUCCACAACACAAAAAUCCUGACUGACGUUACCAAGUCCACCUCAGUGGAUGUGCUGCUGACAAACCUCAUCAGGGGGAACCUGCUUCCCUCUGCUCGCCUCUGGAUAACCACACGACCUGCAGCAGCCAAUCAGAUCCCUCCUGAGUGUGUUGACAUGGUGACAGAAGUCAGAGGGUUCACUGACCCACAGAAGGAAGAGUACUUCAGGAAGAGGUUCAGAGAUGAGGAGCAGGCCAAAAGAAUCAUCUCCCACAUCAAGACUACCCGAAGCCUCCACAUCAUGUGCCACAUCCCAGUCUUCUGCUGGAUCAGUGCUACAGUUCUGGAGGAUGUGCUGAAGACCAGAAAGAGAGGAGGGCUGCCCAAGACCCUGACUGAGAUGUACAUCCACUUCCUGGUGGUUCAGACCAAACUGAAGAACAUCAAGUAUGAUGGAGGAGCUGAGACAGAUCCACACUGGAGUCCAGAAAGCAGGGAGAUGAUUGAGUCUCUGGGAAAACUGGCUUUUGAGCAGCUGCAGAAAGGAAACCUGAUCUUCUAUGACUCAGACCUUACAGAGUGUGACAUCGAUAUCAGAGCAGCCUCAGUGUACUCAGGAGUGUUCACACAGAUCUUCAAAGAGGAGCGAGGACUGUACCAGGACAAGGUGUUCUGCUUCAUCCACCUGAGUGUUCAGGAGUUUCUGGCUGCUCUUCAUGUCCAUCUGACCUUCAUCAACUCUGGAGUCAAUCUGAUGUCAGAAGAACAAACAACAUCCUGGAGGUCUAAAGUAUCCAGAAAAACACUUUUAUAUCAGAGUGCUGUGGACCAGGCCUUACAGAGUCCAAAUGGACACCUGGACUUGUUCCUUCGCUUCCUCCUCGGUCUUUCUCUAGAGACCAAUCAGAAUCACAUACGAGGUCUGCUGACACACACAGGAAGUGGCUCACAGACCAAUCAGAAAACUGUCGAGUACAUCAAGAAGAAGAUCAGUGAGGAUCUGGCUGCAGAGAAAAGCAUCAAUCUGUUCCACUGUCUGAAUGAACUGAAUGAUUGUUCUUUAGUGGAGGAGAUCCAACAGUCCCUGAGUUCAGGACGUCUCUCCACAGAUAAACUGUCGCCUGGUCAGUGGUCAGCUCUGGUCUUCAUCUUACUGUCAUCAGAAGAAGAUCUGGACGUGUUUGACCUGAAUAAAUACUCUGCUUCAGAGGAGGCUCUUCUGAGGCUGCUGCCUGUGAUCAAAGCUUCAAACAAAGCUCUGCUGAGUGUCCGUAACCUCUCAGAGAGAAGCUGUGAAGCUCUGUCCUCAGUCCUCAGCUCCCAGUCCUCUAGUCUGAGAGAGCUGGACCUGAGCAACAACAUCCUGCAGGAUUCAGGAGUGAAGCUGCUGUGUAGUGGUUUAGAGACUAUGCACUGUACACUGGAAACUCUCAGGCUGAGUGGCUGUAACCUCUCAGAGAGAAGCUGUGAAGCUCUGUCCUCAGUCCUCAGCACCCAGUCCUCUAGUCUGAGACAGCUGGACCUGAGCAACAACAACCUGCAGGAUUCAGGAGUGAAGCUGCUGUCUGCUGGACUAAAGAGUCCUCUCUGUAGACUGGAUGCUCUCAGUCUGUCAGGUUGUCUGAUCACAGAAGAAGGUUGUGCGUAUCUGGCCUCAGCUCUAAGCUCUUCCCCCCUGAGAGAGCUGGACCUGAGCUACAAUCAUCCAGGAGAACGAGGAGAGAAGCUGCUGUCUGCUGGACUGGAGGAUCCACACUGCAGACUGGAGACACUGAGGUUGGACCAUGGUGGACUUCACAGACUGAAACCUGGUCUGAGGAAGUACGCCUGUGAGCUGGAACUGGACACAAACACAGUGAGCAGAGACCUCAAACUGUCUGACAACAACCGGAAGGUGACACAUGUGGAGGAGGAGCUUCAGUCAUAUCCUGAUCAUCCAGACAGAUUUGAAUACUAUCCUCAGCUGCUGUGUAGGACUGGUCUGACUGGUCGCUGUUACUGGGAGGUCGAGUGGAGAGGAAAGGUUUCUGUAUCAGUGAGUUACAGAGGAAUCAGAAGGAGAGGAAAAAGUUAUGAAUGUUUGUUUGGAUUUUAUGAUCAGUCCUGGAGUCUGAUGUGCUCUGAUGGAGGUUACUCUGUCUGGCACAAUGACGUAGUAACAAAGAUCUCCUCCUCCUCCUCCUCCUCUGUCUCUAACAGAGUAGCAGUGUAUGUGGACUGUCCUGCUGGCUCUCUGUCCUUCUACAGAGUCUCCUCUGACACACCGAUCCACCUCUACACCUUUAACACCACAUUCACUGAACCUCUCUAUCCUGGGUUUAGGAUCUGGUCUCGUGGCUCUUCAGUGUCUCUGUGUCGGUCUGAGAAACUCUGCUGACUGAAGAUCAGCUGACUCUGUUCACUCUGUUUCAAACUAAUGAAUUAUUCUGAUUUCAUCACUU